AUGCCCAGCCCUAUACCACACACAUCGACCUCGCACCCUGAAGACCCCAUUCCCGCUGAGCCCAAAGACAUACCCCAGCUCUCAGUGCAGCCGUCGCAAUCACAGCCGGAGCAGACGUCGCCCAAAUCAUCAGCCGAGUCGACGCUGUGGACCAACAGCAGCGAUGACUCCGAGGCCCCGAUGACGCCCAUGACUGAGCCCGACCAGGGCGUCGAGGAGGUAGUCGACAAGCUACAGGCGCUGCCUACCUCGGCUGUCAAUUUCUCGGAGCAGUCGCGACCCCGGCGAGCAUCCACCACUCUCAUCUCAGACAACCCAAACGACAUUCGACGGAUACUGGGUGAGGGCGAGACAGCCACCAAGCUCAUUAGCCAGUGCUGUGGCGGAGGAUGCUGCCUUCUCAAGACACUGGCCCCGGACUCGUCGUCGCCCAAUUUCAUACCUGUCGUCGUCCCCGACAACCAUGCCUUUAGGAGCCUCAAUCUCCAACUAGGUCCUCUCGCCCUCGACAGCGAGCUAACCGAUACGAUUCCGCUGCCUCCAGUCAACAUGUCUUUCGAGCCCCUGCCUUCCAAGGACACAAAAUAUGUCUCAGAGGUGCACAAGAUGCCGCCAAAGUACGUCCAACCACACCCGCCUUACGAGGUCUACUCGGCGCCGCUAUACCACGCACGAGAGUUGACCAAGCCGGGCGCCGAGAAGAGAACAAUUCACUUCGACAUUGAUGUCACCGACUACCCCGACGAGGGAGGCGUCGAUUUCAAGGUUGGUGGUGCCGUCGGCAUCUGCCCGCCCAACUCGCAGGAAAUGGUCGACGAGCUGUUCGAUCUCCUCUGCAUUCCCAAGUUUGUCCGCGACAAGCCAGUCACACUCAAGACCCAGACCGGAAGGUGGCCGACCAUCUGGGGCGAAGACCAAUCCCGCGAGCUUGUCACAACCCGACGCGAACUCUUGACCUGGUGUGCCGACAUCCAGUCACACCCACCGACCAAGAACCUCCUCCGCGUGCUCGCUGAAUAUGCCGACGCCCCGAACGAAAAGAAGAUUUUGACAUAUCUUUGCUCGGCCCAAGGACAAGCAGCCUUCUGCGACUUGCGCACAACUUCUCAUUUCACAGUCUCACAGAUGCUCAGCGCAUUCCCUUCGUCGAAGCCGCCGCUCCCACACCUCCUUUCCGUCCUCACCCAACUCAUGCCUCGAUUCUACUCCCUCUCGAACGAUCCCCAUAUCUCGUCAGCUCGCCCCGGCCUUCCUGGCACCCGUCGCCUGAUCGAGAUGGCCGUUACAAUUCACGAAACACCCGAUUGGCAUGCGGAGGGUGCUACACGUACUGGUGUAGGCAGUGGCUUCAUGGAACGCCUCGCACACUCGUUCAUCUCAACAGAGAGCGAGGGUGUCGAUCUCCGCAGCAUUCUCGACCUUCGCGUACCCAUGUUCCGCGGCCUUAUGGCCAACCCGCUCUCCAAGCAAUUCGGUGGCGAAGGCCCGAUGGUGCUCAUUGGAGCGGGAGUAGGCAUGGCUCCGUUCCGAGGCUUCAUCCUGAAUCGACUCAAGAACGCCAACUGUGCCAACAAGAUCUGGCUCAUCCAAGGAGUCCGAGACUCUAUGCUUGAUGAGCUCUACUCUGGUGAGCUUGGCGAUCACGAGCGCGAAAUCAAGAAGGUUGUGCAGAGCCGAAAGGUGAAGGUUGGAGGCUCCAACGAGGUCAAAUACGUUCAGGACGAGGUCCGCGUACAGGCUGAUAUUGUCUGGUUCGUCAUCAAUGCUCUUGACGGACGCAUCUUUGUCUGUGGCUCUAGUAAGGGCAUGGGUGAGGGUGUUGAAGAGUCUUUGAUUGAUGUGGCCAUGCAAAAGGGCCGUUUGAGCGAAGCGCAGGCCAAGGAAUUUUGGGCCAGAAAGAGGGAGGAUGGGCAGUAUAUCGCUGAAACAUGGUGA
This is a messenger RNA of Alternaria burnsii, 1935 nucleotides long. RefSeq names its product fad binding domain-containing protein. Gene Ontology annotation, biological process: homocysteine metabolic process. The record is from RefSeq and is a predicted model, not a curated record. Lineage: Eukaryota; Fungi; Ascomycota; Dothideomycetes; Pleosporales; Pleosporaceae. Bases 1 to 1935 code for a protein of 644 amino acids. Gene Ontology annotation, cellular component: cytosol. The transcript has 2 exons. Gene Ontology annotation, molecular function: flavin adenine dinucleotide binding; FMN binding; [methionine synthase] reductase (NADPH) activity.